Messenger RNA from Peniophora sp. CBMAI 1063, 264 nucleotides. Lineage: Eukaryota; Fungi; Basidiomycota; Agaricomycetes; Russulales; Peniophoraceae. The record is from the annotation of a GenBank genome assembly.
AUGCCUGUGUACUUCGGGUAUCAGCAGAAAAACACGCCCUUCCGUCGUCUGCCCAGUCAGCACGGCCAUACUCGAACCAGGAGCUGCAUACGGGUACCCUGGUUGGCGCGAUAUGCUCUGUGGCGCGUACGAUGGACGAGAAGCGGAUCAGUGGGGUGGCGUUCUGGUCAUGUUGCGACGACUGCUGGAGCGGUCGAGUAUGCGUUCAAAAACUCGCCUAGUGAUUGGCAGGGUUCGCGCAGCUUUCUCCGUGGGACACCCUAG